AUGCGGCUAAUAAUUUUUACAACCAUAAUCACUUCCAUUGCCUACAAUAUUUACGCCGUUCCUGGUGGAGUUUAUACUACUCAAAAGUUUGCGGUUGCUAUAAUCGAUCAACAGAAAAUGGUUUGUGGCGGAUCGAUUCUCUCUAUAAAAUUUGUAGUUACUGCAGCCCAUUGCUUUGAACGUGGCAGGGAUACUAAAGGCAUAGAAAUUAUAGUUGGUAUAAACGACUUAAAUGCCACGACGGACGAGAAUAGAAAAUAUGCCAACGAGAUUAUUAUACAUCCACGUUAUGCUAAAGUUACCAGGGAUUUUGAUAUUGCUCUGGUACAUUUGAAUGAAGAUCUUACUUUAGGUGGAUCUGUGGAGAGAAUAGACAUGGUAUCGGGCAAUUAUGAUGAAUUCUAUGGAAUGGAAGUUCAGGGUGCAGGUUGGUCAUCAAUUGGAGAGGGCUAUGCUGAACUUCCCACUAGACAAAGUGAAAAUUUAUUUAAGGUGUGGUAUCGAAGUGAUUGCACUUCGCGUAAAGUAUUGGGACCAGAUGCCUAUUAUUUAUUUGGACCAUUGAUUAGCGAGCGAAUGUUGUGCGCCAGUAACCUCAAAGGUUUUCCAGGUACAUGUGAUGGUGAUGAUGGCUCGGCUUUGACAACAUACAGAUACGAAUUGAUAGGUAUUUUAUCAUGGCGUUAUGAUUGCAAAGAGAAGUCAAAACCCUCAGUGUAUAUAAGUAUACCUUUAAUGCGCAGUUGGAUUAUUAGAACUUUGGGAAAUUUUGAACAUUGA
This is a messenger RNA of Lucilia cuprina (Australian sheep blowfly), 780 nucleotides long. RefSeq names its product transmembrane protease serine 11B-like protein. The transcript has a single exon. The record is from RefSeq and is a predicted model, not a curated record. Lineage: Eukaryota; Metazoa; Arthropoda; Insecta; Diptera; Calliphoridae. Bases 1 to 780 code for a protein of 259 amino acids. Gene Ontology annotation, biological process: proteolysis. Gene Ontology annotation, molecular function: serine-type endopeptidase activity.